Messenger RNA from Caenorhabditis elegans, 687 nucleotides. RefSeq names its product DUF281 domain-containing protein (gene C16C8.27). NCBI's taxonomy places the organism in Eukaryota, Metazoa, Nematoda, Chromadorea, Rhabditida, Rhabditidae. The coding region runs from base 36 to 635 and encodes 199 amino acids. The record is from RefSeq and is marked reviewed. The transcript is spliced from 4 exons.
AUACCAUUUUCUUCUUGUAUUUUUGUUCAAAAAAAAUGAAUUGGUUGACACUUUUCAUACUAUUUGGUGCCAUUUCCAAAAUCGAGGCCUUCAUAAAUAAAAACCCUCUGGAAAAUUCCGAUAUUGCUGAAAUACUCCCUGGGGAUCCUGGGGAGAAUCCAGAAGAGUCUGAAGAAUCUGACCGCGCAGGAGUUUCAAGAGAGCUAGAAGAGGUUCGAGUUCUAGAAGAACCAGAAGUUCCAGAUGUUCCUGAAGCCCUAGAAGAGCAUGAAGUUUCCCAGGAGCUAGAAGAAACUGAUCAACCAGAAGAUCCCUGUCAAUCCUGUCCUAUGAUUAGCUUGGAGGAUCCAGAAGAUCCAAGGAUCAGCUUUUACAUUGAAAGUGAUCUGAAUGAUGGUUGUUCUAAGCGACAAGCCACUUGCGAGGCCAACCCCGGAACCAUGUGCUCAAAUUUUCAAAUUCACGCAGAAACCUCAGCUGGAGCAACAGUCCCAGUGGGAAGCUGGAAUGCUAACGGAGCUGAAAGUUCUUUGUCGUGCCAAGAUGAUGGUACAUGGCUAGAUCAAGAAAAUCCAGCUCUAGCGGACACAGUUGUGAACGUGGUCAAGCUGGUCUGCUCGUACGAUUGCGAAUGAGGACUAAAAUACACUUUGCAUUUUGAAAUUUAAUAAACCGAGAGUCAGUUUA